Molecule: messenger RNA, 3402 nt
Organism: Scaptodrosophila lebanonensis
Lineage: Eukaryota; Metazoa; Arthropoda; Insecta; Diptera; Drosophilidae
Gene: SERCA
Product: calcium-transporting ATPase sarcoplasmic/endoplasmic reticulum type
Exons: 10
Coding region: 138-3146 (1002 amino acids)
Biological process (GO): calcium ion transmembrane transport; intracellular calcium ion homeostasis
Cellular component (GO): membrane
Molecular function (GO): P-type calcium transporter activity; ATP hydrolysis activity; ATP binding
Source: RefSeq, a predicted model, not a curated record
AGUUGCCGUUGAUCGUUAUAAUAGCGCGAUCUUUGUGUUAGCUCUUAGUGUUCUGGCUAAAACAAAAUAUUAUAUAAUAACGAAAUUUUUAUUUAAAAUAAAAAUUGCUACCUGAACGCAGGAGAUAACAGUUGAAAAUGGAAGACGGUCACUCGAAAACCGUCGAACAAACUCUGAACUUCUUCGGCACGGACGGCGAGCGCGGUCUAAGUGUCAAUCAGAUCAAGGAGAACCAGAAGAAAUAUGGACCAAAUGAACUGCCAACCGAAGAAGGAAAGAGUAUUUGGCAACUAGUUUUAGAGCAGUUUGAUGAUCUUCUUGUUAAGAUUUUGCUAUUGGCCGCCAUCAUUUCAUUUGUUUUAGCGCUAUUUGAAGAACAUGAAGAUACUUUCACAGCAUUUGUAGAACCCUUAGUCAUUUUACUCAUUCUGAUAGCAAAUGCAGUGGUUGGUGUUUGGCAAGAGCGUAAUGCUGAGUCAGCCAUUGAGGCCCUUAAAGAAUACGAGCCCGAGAUGGGUAAAGUAGUGCGCCAAGACAAAUCUGGCAUCCAAAAAGUCAGAGCGAAAGAGAUUGUGCCUGGCGAUUUGGUUGAGGUGUCAGUUGGCGACAAGAUUCCAGCUGAUAUUCGCAUUACCCAUAUCUAUUCGACUACUCUUAGAAUUGAUCAGUCUAUUCUCACCGGCGAGUCAGUGUCCGUUAUUAAGCACACGGACGCUAUUCCAGAUCCUAGAGCUGUCAAUCAAGACAAGAAGAAUAUUUUGUUCUCUGGUACAAAUGUGGCCGCUGGCAAAGCUCGCGGUGUUGUAAUUGGCACUGGACUUAACACUGCUAUUGGUAAAAUUCGUACUGAAAUGUCUGAGACUGAAGAGAUCAAAACGCCAUUGCAACAGAAAUUGGAUGAAUUCGGUGAGCAACUAUCCAAGGUGAUUUCCAUUAUUUGCGUUGCUGUCUGGGCUAUUAACAUUGGACACUUCAACGACCCCGCCCACGGUGGCUCUUGGAUUAAGGGCGCCAUUUACUACUUUAAAAUUGCUGUGGCACUUGCCGUCGCUGCUAUUCCCGAGGGUCUCCCCGCUGUCAUUACAACUUGUUUGGCUUUGGGUACUCGCCGCAUGGCUAAGAAAAAUGCUAUUGUGCGUUCCCUGCCAUCUGUAGAGACCCUUGGUUGCACUUCAGUUAUUUGCUCUGAUAAAACUGGCACACUAACUACUAAUCAGAUGUCCGUUUCGCGCAUGUUCAUCUUCGAUAAGGUGGAAGGUAAUGACAGCAGCUUUUUGGAAUUCGAGUUGACUGGCUCAACUUAUGAACCAAUUGGCGAGUUGUUCCUCAAUGGUCAGAGAGUGAAGGCCAGCGAUUACGACACGUUGCAGGAAUUGGCUACAAUUUGCAUUAUGUGCAACGACUCGGCUAUUGAUUACAACGAAUUUAAGCAAGCUUUCGAAAAGGUUGGCGAAGCUACCGAGACUGCUCUAAUUGUUUUGGCUGAGAAACUGAACCCGUUCAAUGUGAAUAAAUCUGGUUUGGAUCGCCGUUCUGCUGCUAUUGCUAUUCGCGGAGAAAUCGAAACUAAGUGGAAGAAGGAAUUCACCCUUGAGUUCUCCCGCGAUCGUAAAUCCAUGUCGUCCUACUGCACACCACUUAAAGCAUCUCGCUUGGGCACGGGACCAAAGUUGUUUGUCAAAGGCGCCCCCGAAGGUGUUUUGGAUCGUUGCACGCAUGCCCGUGUAGGUACUUCAAAGGUGCCACUAACUUCUGCGCUUAAGAGCAAGAUUUUGACCCUCACUGGCCAAUAUGGUACCGGUCGUGACACACUUCGUUGCUUGGCUCUUGCUGUUGCUGAUAGCCCUGUUCGUCCCGAAGAUAUGGACCUGGGCGACUCUAAUAAAUUCCACCAGUAUGAAGUUAAUCUAACAUGGGUUGGCGUUGUUGGCAUGUUAGAUCCACCUCGCAAAGAAGUUUUUGACUCAAUUGUUCGCUGCCGUGCAGCUGGAAUACGCGUUAUUGUAAUUACUGGCGACAACAAGGCCACAGCUGAGGCUAUCUGCCGUCGCAUUGGCGUGUUCACAGAAGAUGAAGAUACAACUGGCAAAUCAUAUUCUGGACGCGAAUUCGAUGAUUUAUCACCAGCAGAACAGAAGUCUGCCUGUGCCAGAGCUCGUUUAUUCUCACGUGUGGAGCCACAGCAUAAAUCGAAGAUCGUUGAAUAUUUGCAAGGCAUGAAUGAAAUUUCUGCUAUGACAGGUGAUGGUGUCAAUGAUGCUCCAGCCUUAAAGAAAGCCGAAAUUGGUAUUGCUAUGGGUUCUGGUACUGCCGUAGCCAAAUCUGCUGCUGAAAUGGUCUUGGCUGAUGACAACUUUUCAUCCAUUGUGUCUGCUGUUGAAGAAGGUCGCGCUAUUUACAACAACAUGAAGCAAUUCAUUCGUUACCUCAUUUCCUCCAAUAUUGGUGAAGUCGUUUCAAUCUUUUUGACUGCUGCCCUUGGCCUGCCCGAAGCUUUGAUUCCUGUCCAGCUCUUGUGGGUUAACUUAGUUACUGAUGGUUUGCCAGCUACAGCUCUUGGCUUCAAUCCACCAGACUUGGAUAUUAUGGAAAAACCACCAAGGAAAGCCGAUGAAGGUCUUAUUUCCGGAUGGCUAUUCUUCCGUUAUAUGGCAAUCGGUUUCUAUGUCGGUGCAGCAACUGUUGGCGCAGCAGCUUGGUGGUUCUUGUUCUCUGCUGAGGGUCCAAAUCUAACAUACUGGCAACUCACUCAUCAUUUGUCUUGCUUGGGCGGUGGUGAUGAAUUCAAGGGCGUCGAUUGUAAAAUCUUCAGCGAUCCGCAUGCAAUGACAAUGGCUCUGUCUGUACUUGUCACUAUUGAGAUGUUGAAUGCCAUGAACAGCUUGUCUGAAAAUCAGUCAUUGAUAACAAUGCCUCCAUGGUGCAACUUUUGGCUGAUUGGUUCCAUGGCACUUUCAUUCACUCUUCACUUUGUUAUUCUUUACGUCGAUGUCCUCUCUACUGUCUUCCAAGUGACACCGUUGUCUCCAGAGGAAUGGAUAACUGUGAUGAAAUUCUCAAUUCCUGUAGUUUUAUUAGAUGAAACAUUGAAGUUUGUUGCUAGAAAAAUCGCAGAUGUUCCUGACGUCGUCGUCGACAAGUGGUAAUGUCCACCCAACCAAAUGUGGCAAUGAGUGUGAAUGACAGACUAUUCUACCUUCAUCGAUCGUCGAUCGUAUGUUUAUCGCUGAGCCAGCCCUGUUACUUGCAACUACAACUAUAAAUCCAACAUAAAACAUAAUAUAUACGAAAUAAAUUAUUUAUUUGCCUUAGAAAGUAAAUUCUUAACGGAUGAAUAUCUUAAACUGUGGGUUAGUAAGAACGGAUUAAAUAAAUAUGUACCAAACAAGUUUUCAAAAAUUA